UUCUCGUCCCUCCCGGCUUUCCGUUCUUCCAGGCCCGACUGACUGAGAUACCCGAGGCCGCCAUAUUGAAUAAGAAACCCGGCCUCUGAAGGGAUCGGCGACGUGUAGACAAUUCUGCAGGGCAGCCUCGGCGGCUCCAGGGAGAAGCAAUAUGUUAAGGAUACCUGUAAGAAGGGCCUUAGUGAGCCUUUCUAAGGCUCCUAAAGGAUGUGUUCGAACAACUGCCACAGCAGCAAGCAACUUGGUUGAAGUAUUUGUUGAUGGUCAGUCUGUCAUGGUGGAACCAGGAACUACCAUCCUCCAAGCUUGUGAGAAGGUUGGCAUGCAGAUCCCUCGAUUCUGUUAUCAUGAAAGGUUGUCUGUUGCUGGAAACUGCAGGAUGUGCCUUGUUGAAAUUGAGAAAGCUCCUAAGGUUGUAGCUGCUUGUGCCAUGCCAGUAAUGAAAGGUUGGAAUAUCCUGACAAACUCAGAGAAAACUAAGAAAGCCAGGGAAGGUGUGAUGGAGUUCUUACUAGCAAAUCACCCACUGGAUUGUCCUAUUUGUGACCAGGGAGGUGAAUGUGAUCUGCAGGACCAGUCCAUGAUGUUUGGAAGUGAUAGGAGCCGGUUUUUAGAGGGGAAACGUGCUGUGGAGGACAAGAACAUUGGGCCAUUGAUAAAAACCAUUAUGACUAGAUGUAUACAGUGUACUCGGUGCAUCAGGUUUGCAAGUGAGAUUGCAGGAGUAGAUGAUCUGGGAACAACAGGCAGAGGAAAUGAUAUGCAAGUUGGCACAUACAUUGAAAAGAUGUUCAUGUCUGAACUUUCUGGGAAUAUCAUUGACAUCUGCCCUGUAGGUGCCCUGACCUCUAAACCCUAUGCCUUUACUGCUCGGCCUUGGGAAACAAGAAAGACAGAAUCCAUUGAUGUAAUGGAUGCAGUUGGAAGUAAUAUUGUGGUCAGCACAAGAACUGGAGAGGUAAUGAGGAUUUUGCCAAGGAUUCAUGAGGACAUCAAUGAAGAGUGGAUCUCUGAUAAAACCAGAUUUGCCUAUGAUGGGCUAAAACGUCAAAGACUUACCGAGCCGAUGAUCAGAAAUGAAAAGGGGCUUUUAACAUGCACCACCUGGGAGGACGCACUCUCUCGUGUAGCUGGAAUGUUGCAGAGUUUUCAAGGCAACGAUGUCGCAGCAAUUGCAGGUGGCUUGGUGGAUGCUGAAGCCCUAGUAGCUCUCAAAGAUUUACUUAAUAGAGUGGACUCUGACACCCUAUGCACUGAAGAGGUCUUCCCUACCACAGGAGCUGGCACAGAUCUACGUUCCAAUUAUCUUCUUAAUACUACAAUUGCCGGUGUGGAAGAGACAGAUGUUAUCCUCCUGGUUGGUACAAAUCCACGUUUUGAGGCACCACUAUUUAAUGCUAGAAUUCGGAAGAGCUGGCUUCAUAACGACUUAAAAGUGGCCCUUAUAGGCAGCCCUGUUGAUCUCACUUACAGCUACGACCAUCUGGGAGAUUCUCCCAAAAUUCUUCAAGACAUUGCUUCAGGCAGCCAUCCUUUCAGCCAGGUCCUAAAGGAAGCUAAAAAACCAAUGGUGGUUUUAGGCAGUUCUGCACUCCAAAGAAAUGAUGGGGCAGCAAUUCUUGCAGCUGCUUCCAACAUUGCUCAAAAGAUUCGGAUGAGUAGUGGUGUUACUGGUGAUUGGAAAGUUAUGAAUAUCCUUCAUAGGAUUGCAAGCCAAGUAGCUGCUUUGGACCUUGGCUAUAAACCUGGGGUGGAAGCAAUUCGGAAGUACCCUCCCAAAGUGCUAUUUCUCCUGGGAGCAGAUGGAGGUUGUAUUACUCGACAGGAUUUGCCAAAGGAUUGUUUCAUUAUUUAUCAAGGACAUCAUGGUGAUGUUGGAGCUCCUAUAGCGGAUGUUAUUCUCCCCGGCGCUGCUUACACAGAGAAGUCUGCUACUUAUGUCAAUACUGAGGGCCGAGCUCAGCAGACUAAAGUAGCAGUGACACCUCCUGGCUUGGCAAGAGAAGACUGGAAAAUUAUAAGAGCCCUUUCUGAGAUUACAGGUAUGACUCUUCCAUAUGAUACUCUGGAUCAAGUAAGGAACAGAUUGGAAGAAGUCUCUCCUAAUCUUGUUCGAUAUGAUGAUGUCGAAGAAGCUAAUUACUUCCACCAAGCAAAUGAGCUUUCCAAGCUAGUGAACCAACAGCUUCUUGCUGAUCCACUUGUUCCACCUCAGCUAACAAUAAAAGACUUCUACAUGACAGAUUCAAUUAGCAGAGCCUCACAGACAAUGGCUAAAUGUGUCAAAGCUGUCACAGAGGGUGCCCAUGCAGUAGAGGAACCAACCAUAUGCUGAAACAUCUACUAGCACCCAGUUAGUUAAAGGACAGUUACGUUGGCAUGAUCUCUUAGAGGUGUAUCUCUCUAAAAAAUAAUCUAAAUGAUGUAAUAUUUAAGGUUCUACUAUGCUUUAUUUGAAGAUGAUAUUGCAAUUAUCAAAGAACUUUGAAGUUUCCAAACAUUUUUAUGUAUUGUGUGUAAAUGUUAAAUAGUUUAAUAAACAUGUAUAGAUGCCCUUUCAUGUAAAAGCACCGAUAAUCUUUGUGACAUAAAAAAGAAAAUCCUUAAAA
Kogia breviceps (pygmy sperm whale) is the source of this 2609-nucleotide messenger RNA. It is a transcript of the gene NDUFS1, whose product is annotated as NADH:ubiquinone oxidoreductase core subunit S1. NCBI's taxonomy places the organism in Eukaryota, Metazoa, Chordata, Mammalia, Artiodactyla, Physeteridae. Gene Ontology annotation, cellular component: membrane. The record is from RefSeq and is a predicted model, not a curated record. Gene Ontology annotation, biological process: ATP synthesis coupled electron transport; cellular respiration. Gene Ontology annotation, molecular function: NADH dehydrogenase (ubiquinone) activity; iron-sulfur cluster binding.